Messenger RNA from Hemiscyllium ocellatum (epaulette shark), 5775 nucleotides. It is a transcript of the gene kif3a, whose product is annotated as kinesin family member 3A. NCBI's taxonomy places the organism in Eukaryota, Metazoa, Chordata, Chondrichthyes, Orectolobiformes, Hemiscylliidae. Gene Ontology annotation, molecular function: microtubule motor activity; microtubule binding; ATP binding. Gene Ontology annotation, biological process: microtubule-based movement. The transcript has 17 exons. The coding region runs from base 143 to 2251 and encodes 702 amino acids. The record is from RefSeq and is a predicted model, not a curated record.
GGAAGCUUGGGGGCAGUUAGGCUCGAGCCGUUCGGGGUGGGCUCGUGGGCAGGAGGGUGAACGUGUGUACGGGCGGCGGCACUGGCGACGACGGUUGGAUUCAAAUUUGAAUGUACUCUCGAGCGCCGCGGCGACGAUCAAGAUGCCGAGUAAUAAAUUGGAGAAGAUUGACCGCGUUGAGGCUAGCGAUAACGUGAAGGUUGUGGUACGCUGCAGGCCGAUGAAUGAGAAGGAAAGAAAUAUGGGACACAAACAAGUCGUGAAUGUGGAUGAGAUGCGAGGAACAAUCACAGUCUACAAGACAGAUGCUGCUAAUGAGCCUCCAAAAACAUUCACUUUUGAUACAGUUUUUGGUCCAGAGAGCAAACAAGUUGAUGUGUACAAUCUCACUGCAAGACCAAUUGUUGAUUCAGUUUUAGAAGGAUACAAUGGCACCGUGUUUGCUUAUGGACAAACAGGCACUGGCAAAACAUUUACUAUGGAAGGAGUACGUGCUGUACCUGAACUUAGGGGCAUUAUUCCCAAUUCGUUUGCUCAUAUAUUUGGACACAUUGCAAAGUCUGAGGGUGACACCAGGUUCCUUGUUCGAGUGUCUUACCUGGAGAUUUAUAAUGAAGAGGUUCGUGACCUUCUUGGAAAGGAUCAAAGUCAGAGACUAGAGGUUAAGGAACGGCCUGAUGUUGGAGUGUACAUUAAAGAUCUUUCUGGUUAUGUGGUAAACAAUGCAGAUGAUAUGGAUCGUAUUAUGACUUUGGGGAAUAAAAACCGUUCUGUUGGUGCUACCAAUAUGAACGAACAUAGUUCCCGCUCUCAUGCUAUUUUUACUAUUACCAUCGAGUGCAGUGAAAAAGGAAUUGAUGGAAACAUUCAUGUUCGCAUGGGCAAACUGCACCUUGUUGAUCUUGCAGGUUCUGAAAGACAAGGAAAGACUGGAGCCACAGGACAGCGAUUAAAAGAAGCAACAAAGAUCAACCUCUCAUUGUCCACCUUGGGUAAUGUUAUCUCUGCUCUUGUUGAUGGUAAAAGUACACAUGUGCCCUAUCGUAACUCUAAACUGACACGACUACUCCAGGAUUCAUUGGGAGGCAAUUCAAAGACGAUGAUGUGUGCAAACAUUGGGCCAGCAGAUUACAAUUACGAUGAGACUAUCAGUACUUUACGCUAUGCAAACAGAGCAAAGAAUAUCAAAAAUAAAGCCAGAAUUAAUGAAGACCCCAAAGAUGCAUUGUUGCGCCAAUUCCAGAAGGAAAUUGAGGAGCUUAGAAAUAAGCUAAAAGAAGGUGAAGAAAUCUCUGGUUCAGAAAUGAGUGGCUCUGAAGACGAUGACGAAGAAGGUGAAAAUGGAGAGGGAGGAGAGAAGAAAAAGAAGCGAAAAGGAAGAAAGAAGGUAUCUCCGGAAAAGAUGGCAGAAAUGCAAGCAAAGAUUGAUGAAGAGAGAAAAGUUCUUGAAGCUAAGCUUGACAUAGAGGAGGAAGAAAGGAAUAAAGCCAGAGCAGAACUAGAGAAAAGAGAGAAAGAUCUGCUGAAAGCACAGCAGGAGCAUCAGACCUUGUUAGAAAAAUUGUCAGCUCUAGAAAAGAAGGUGAUUGUAGGAGGAGUGGAUCUUCUGGCUAAAGCUGAAGAACAGGAGAGACUACUAGAUGAGUCAAAUUGCGAGCUUGAAGCGCGCCGGAACCGAGCAGAGCAACUUCGGAAAGAGCUGGAGGAAAAAGAGCAAGAACGUUUGGACAUUGAGGAGAAAUACACCAGUUUGCAGGAGGAAGCUCAGGGCAAAACAAAGAAACUGAAGAAAGUCUGGACAAUGCUGAUGGCAGCAAAGUCUGAGAUGGCAGACUUGCAACAAGAACACCAACGUGAAAUUGAAGGACUGUUGGAGAAUAUAAGACAGCUGAGCCGUGAACUUCGUCUCCAGAUGCUCAUUAUUGAGAAUUUUAUUCCUCAAGAAUACCAGGAGAUGAUUGAGAACUAUGUACACUGGAAUGAAGACAUUGGAGAGUGGCAGUUGAAAUGUGUGGCGUACACAGGAAACAACAUGAGAAAACAAACUCCAGUAGCAGACAAAAAAGAAAAAGAUCCAUUUGAAGUGGAUUUGUCACAUGUUUACUUGGCUUACACUGAAGAAAGUCUGCGACAGUCAUUAAUGAAGUUGGAGAGGCCAAGAACCUCAAAGGGAGGGAAAUCCAGACCCAAGACGGGCAGAAGGAAACGAUCUACAAAAUCUGAAGCUGGAAUUGAAACCCUUCUUCAGUGAUCAAUAGAUGAGACUGGCUAGGUGCAUGGACCAGAUUUUAGACGGAAAAGGUUUCCAGGAUGAUGAAAAUUGAUAGAUGUGACAAGAACAGCAAGUUGUCGUUUUUUUGAACCAUACACAUUGACCUGUAAGAAGAAUGGAAUUUAAUGCUAAUAUCUAAAUGAAAUGCCAGUGAGUUUGUAACUUUUAUUAGGCAAUGUUUGAGUUGCUGUCAGAAUGCUGGUCAUGAAUGUUUACAACUAAAUGCUUGGGAUCCCAGUAUUUAGUUGUUAUUUUAUUCUUCUUGAUGUUGGUCUUGGCUUAUAUUUUGGUUGGUUUUGGUGGUGGGUAGAGAAUAUAUGACUGGCAGCGAAGCUAUUAGUAGGAAUUUGCUGUCUGUGAAGGAAAUAAACCCUAAUUUAACAUUUUCAAAUAUUGCUUCAAGCUCAAAGAAUGUUUUUUUUUAAAUAAGAGCUUCAAACUUCUGGUCCAUAAAUUAUUUUACUGAACUGAAAAUAUUCCCUCUGUCUUACCUUCAUUCUGUUUUAAAAGUACAAAGUUGACUUCUACACUAGUUCUUUGUUUACCUUGACUUCUGUUAACCAGAGGUUUAUGUGCACUUUGUAUAACUGUGAUGGCAAGGGAUUGCAGUACUCAAAAUGCAUUCCAUGACUGCUAUAAAGUGAGAUAAUUUUGAGUCUUACUGUUAGAUAAGGUUUCUUUGAUUAGGACGAUAUGUUGCAUCUAUCAUUUCAGAGUACGUUAUGUAACCAUAGGGCACAUUAAUCAUUGAGUUAUACAGCGUGGAAACUGGCACUUCCGUCCAGCUAGUCCAAACUGACCAUGUUCCCAAACUACACUAGUCCCACCUGCCUGUGUUUGGCCCGUAUCCCUCCAUACCUUUCCUAUUCAUGUACUUAUCCAAAUGUUUUUUAAAUGUUGUAACUGUAUCUAUAUCCUCCACUUCUGGCAGUUCAUUCCACACACUAAUCAUUCUCUGUGUAAAAAAAAAAGUUGCUCCCAUGUCCUUUUUGAAUCUUUCUCCACUCAUCUUAAAAAUAUGUCCCCUAGUUUUGAACUUACGGAAAAGAUCUUUGUUAUUCACCUUAUCUGUGCCCCUGAUGAUUUUAUAAACCUCUAUAAGGUCACCUUCAACCUUUUGUGCACCAGUGAAAAAGGUCCUAGUGUAUUCAACCUAUUUCUAAAACUAAAACCCUCCAUUCCUGGCAACAUACUGGUAGGAGAAAGGGCAGAACUGCAAAACUAGGAGAUCAUCUCUAUUACGGAGCUGGCACAGACAUAAUAGACUGAGUGGCCUUUUUGCAUAAAUGUAGUUAAUUGGAAGUUGGAGCAAUUUGCCGUAUGUGUAAAGAAGUGUUGAGAAGCAGCCUUUUUACUGGUAAUUGAUUCCCUAAAUGUCAGUAACACAAAUUAUCAAAACAGUCAGCAGACACUUUGCAGCAAGGAGCCUGACAUGCACACAUGUAGAUAGACCUAUAGUUCUCCAAUCUAUGCUAACAUUAGAAGCACAGGAUUGCAGAAUUUGCUGUCAUUAGCCUUAAUAGAGCUUGCAACUUUUAUAACAGGAAGAGUUGAUCAGAUAUUUCACUUAUGCAUUUCUUGGUUGGGCUUGUUAAAAGGAAAGCAAUUUUUGCUUAGAACUGUGACAGAUUCUGGUUGGAACUUUUACUCUGCAGCAAUAUGGAAGGAAUAGAAGAUAACCAUGAAAAAAUAGUAAACUGUGCAAACAAAAAAAUGUUUGAUAAGUAUCGCAAGACUUGUGCUUCUGUUACUACUGACACUGUACUGUAUUCUUAACUGUUAUUUGGGUGCCCUGCUUUUUAAAUAGUAACAAACAGACAAACUUUAGCGUAGUGUUCAUCACCCACUCUGAGAACUCAGGUGGUACUUGCUGCUAUAAAUGUGAUAAACAAAAAAUUGCAUAUGCACACAACAGCUGAUCCAUGUUUCUUCGUUCCAUUUUUUGACAUAGAUCUAUGAACCAUUGUUGGUUCUUUUAAACACUUUGACCUCAGAAGUAAAUUUGACCACAUUAUCUCUGACUCAGUUGGAAAGUUAAGGGUUAUGGAAUCACAGAUUUCAUAAUACUGGGAGAGCACUGGUUUCAAGGUCAAAAUUGCAAUGCAUUUAGUUUUCAGUGAAUAUUACUUUACAAAUGCAUUGUGAAAAUCUAUUUAUGUAUUGUAGGAACAGUAACCAUGACAGCUGCUAACUUUAAUUCAUUGAUAUCAUAAUGUACUAUUGAUGGUUUAAGCUGUUUUAUGAUGAGCAUUUUAAUGGACUGCUUUUAAUUCCUUACAACUAAAACAUUAAGUUGACAAUAUUUUCAAUUGAUCGAUUUCUGCAUGAUUUGUAACCAUGCCAGAUUGCUGUUAUUUCUCUUUCCUACAUAUUAAGUAGCACAGGACCAUGUAGCUCACAGUGUUUGUUGUAAAAAGCUGAUGGAACAACCCAGCAUUCAGAAAAAAAUAGCCAAUAACUUAGCUACUUCCUUUGUAAUAUGAAUUUUAAGAUCUAUAUUGCCAAACCCAGGGACAACUUUAAAUGACUGGUAGGUAAUGGCAGCAAGAAUCUGCUUACUAGUAAAGGAACUAUGUCCACAUUAUUCUUUUCAUUUGUAACUAUCAAAGACUGUGGUUAAACUGUUAGUACAAAUAUUUUGUUACAAAAAAGCCUUUUUGCAAGUUCCAAUAGAGAAUGCAUUAUAGUUUGUGAAAUUCAGACCUCAGUUGUGAGUACUGCUAAUUUGAUGGUUUGUAGAAAUGUGAAAUAAAGAGGUAUAGCUAUGUCAAGCAGUUGUUUUGAGAUUGUCAUGCAAUGUCAGACUGACAAAUUUGACUAUCCAAUAUUUCCUCUGAUUCGUUUAUGAAUGUCUAUAUUGUGUUCUUUAUUACGAGCUUUAACAGAGACAUGUAGUAUUGUAUUUUCUCAACAUUGAUUCAGGGAAAAUUAUAUGCUGCAAAUGGAAGCUACUUAAACAUGUGAAAAUAAUCUUUUCUUUCAUCUGCAAAAUGUGUCGAUUUUUUUUGUUUGUAUCUACCUGAUUAAACAACUGACUCUGGACUACUAAUAAGAACACUUACAUACCCUCUCCAUGUUUGAAUUUAAUAGAGAAUCUUGACUGCAAUGAUAUUACACAUCAAGUGCACAAAUCAAGAAUUUUAUUAUUGUGUUUUAAUGUUGUAAGCAUCCUAUGUUUUUCUGUUGUAAAGUUUAUUGUAAAAUGUUUAAAAUAACUACUAGAAAGCUGCACAUGUUCUGAAAUCCUAUUUUAAUGCUGGGUUGUAUAGUGUGAUUAAUAAGAGUCCCAAAUUGUUAGUUUUAUUUCACUUGACCUGAACUUACUUUCUAUAUACUAUGUUCAGAGCAGUUGAAAUAAACACUUUACAGAUGUCUUUUUUAUUUGAUUAUUCUUUGUAAUCUUUAUGUAUAAAUUAAUCAUUGAGAUGUACAUAUGAGACCAUGAAUAUGUAUAUAUGCAGCAUGUUAAUGUUCAUAAAUAAAGAAAUAUCUAUACAAUUGUA